This is a messenger RNA of Rhizophagus irregularis DAOM 181602=DAOM 197198, 1143 nucleotides long. NCBI's taxonomy places the organism in Eukaryota, Fungi, Glomeromycota, Glomeromycetes, Glomerales, Glomeraceae. The record is from RefSeq and is a predicted model, not a curated record.
AUGGAAACUGAUAUAAUAAACACCGAAAAUUGUUCAUAUUGCAAUAAACCUUUUACUGUAGAAUUAUGGUGUAAAGAAUGUAUUAAUUCUUUAAAAAAUUUAGCAGAAAGUGGUAAUAAAAUGGCAAUGUUUAAUUUAGCCAAUAGAUAUAGAAAUGGAGAGAAAACAGAUAAGAAUUUAGAAAAAGCCUUUCACUUGUAUCAAAAAGCAGCAGAAAAUGGUUAUGAAAAAGAAAUGAAUAGCUUAGCCAAUUGUUAUUAUAAUAGAGAAAGAACAGAAAAGAAUUUAGAAAAAGCCUUUUAUUGGUAUCAAAAAGCGGCAGAAAAUGGUAUUAAAGAAGCAAUGUUUAAUUUAGCCAUAUGUUAUGAAAAUGGAAAAGGAAUAGAAGAGAAUUUAGAAAAAGCUUUUUAUUGGUAUCAAAAAGCAGCAGAAAAUAGUAAUGAAAAAGCAAUUUUUAAUUUAGCCAAUAAGUAUUAUAAUGGAAUAGAAACAGAAGAGAAUUUAGAAAAAUCCUUUCAUUGGUAUAAAAAAACAGCAGAAAAUGGUGUUAAAGAUGCAAUGAUUAAUUUAGCCAAAUUUUAUGAAUAUGGAGAAGGUACAGAAAAGAAUUUUAAACAAUCUUUUUAUUGGUAUCAUAAAGCAGCAAAGAAUGAUGAUAAAGAAGCAAUGUUUAAUUUAGCCAAUAUGUAUUAUAAUGGAGAAGGAACAGAAAAGAACUUAGAAAAAUCCUUUUAUUGGCAUGAAAAAGCAGCAAAAAAAGACCAUAUUGGUGCUAUGACUAAUUUGGCCAUAUGUUAUGAAAAUGAAAUAGGAACAGAAAGGAACUUAGAAAAAUCCUUUUAUUGGUACCAAAAAGCAGGAAAAAAUGGUAAUCAAAAUGCAAUGAAUAAUUUAGCUAUAUAUUAUGAAAAUGGAGAGGGUACAGAAAGGAACUUAGAAAAAGCCUUUUAUUGGUACCAAAAAGCAGCAAAAAAUGGUAAUCAAGAUGCAAUGUAUAAUUUAGCUAAUAAAUAUAGAAAUGGAGAAGGAAUAGAAAAGAAUUUUAAACAAGCUUUUUAUUGGUAUCAUAAAGCAGCAAAGAAUAAUGAAGAAGCAAUAUUUAAUUUAGCCAAUAUGUAUUAUAAUGGAGAAGGAACAGAAUAG